Molecule: messenger RNA, 2919 nt
Organism: Carassius carassius (crucian carp)
Lineage: Eukaryota; Metazoa; Chordata; Actinopteri; Cypriniformes; Cyprinidae
Exons: 2
Coding region: 225-2522 (765 amino acids)
Biological process (GO): DNA integration
Molecular function (GO): nucleic acid binding
Source: RefSeq, a predicted model, not a curated record
UGCGUCAGUCCUUGCUACAGGGAGGCUUUGAAAUCCGACAAUGGGCAUCCAAUGUGCCAUCCAUUCUAAGGCACCUCCCAUCGGAAGCCAGAUCAGCUAGUAGUGAGUGCUGGUUGUCUCAGAGUAGCACUGACCUGCAAGAACUUACACUCGGCUUACAAUGGAAUUGCCUCGAUGACACCCUUGGGUAUAGAAACCGUGUAGCAGAGCCUGCUCAGCCCACUAUGAGGAACCUGUAUAAGACUUCGGCAAGCCAAUAUGACCCCUUGGGGUUCAUCCUACCCUUCACCACGAGGGCAAAGACUCUGAUCCAGGAUCUCUGGAAACACAACCUAAGCUGGGAUGACCCUAUUGAACCCUUACAUCUGCGUGAGAAAUGGUCCACAUGGAUUGCAGAGCUUUCCAGUAUCACCAAACUACAAUUCCCUCGACCUUAUGCUCCUGGCAAGUCUGACACUCCGUCCACUGUCAGAGAGUUACAUGUCUUUUGCGACGCCUCGGAGAGGGUAUAUGGAUCUGUCGCCUACCUUCAGGUCACCGACGAGAGUGAUGAAGUUUAUGUCACCUUUGUCCUAGCCCGAUCUAGAGUGGCCCCUCGGAAAUGUCUAUCUAUGCCCCGUCUGGAGUUGUGCGCGGCGCUCUCUGGAGCUCAGAUGGCCAAAGUUAUACAGACUGAACAUACCAUUCCCAUACACCAAGUCACAUACUGGACUGAUUCAACCACGGUGCUGCAUUGGUUAAAAUCAGAAUCUUGUCGAUACAAAGUCUUUGUGGGGUCCAGAGUAGCCGAGAUCCAGACUUUGACAGAUGUUUCCAGAUGGUGGUAUGUUGACUCUGCUAGAAAUCCUGCUGACCACAUCACCAGGGGUCUUACCUUAGCGGAACUAGCUUGCCCUCACCAGUGGAGAUCCGGUCCUUCCUUCCUGACUCAACCACAGAAUAAGUGGCCAGCAUUACCCAGUUCAGAGCCUGAACCAGACCUGAGUGAGAUGAAAAGAGCAUCCUUUGUUGGAGCAAUCACAGUUGUUCCCAGUCCAGUGCCUUUAGACUUCAGUCAAUUCAGAACCUGGAAGGAGCUACUUCAAGCAACUGUGGAGUCCUGUGAUGGGGCGGCCAACUCUGACAACUCUUCUGAAGCCCCAAGGUAUAUACAGGCAGAGAAGCUCCUCUUAGCACAGGCACAGCUUGAUUCAUUUCCAGAAGAAUUGCGGGCUUUGAAAGCUGGACAAUUCAUCUCGACAGACAGCCGAUUGAGGUCUCUCGCCCCAGAAUAUGACAAAGAUACUGGUCUUAUCAGAGUGGGAGGACGACUUCGUCGUAUUGAAACCCUGCCUCCUGAUGUCAUUCACCCUAUUGUUCUAGACCCUCAACAUCAGGUCACAAAGUUGCUCAUCCAAGACAUAGAUCAACAGCUCAAUCAUCCUGGUGCAGAACGAGUACUAGCGGAGCUAUGCCGUCGAUACUGGGUGCUUAGAGGCCGUGAAGCUGUGCGCAGACACCAACAUUUCUGUCAGGAUUGCCAAUUUUGGCACUCCAAGCCACAGAACCCAAAGAUGGCUGACCUUCCACCCUGCAGGCUACGUCUGUUCAAGCCACCAUUCUUCUCCACUGGCGUAGACUGCUUCGUGCCCUUUCAGGUGAAGAUAGGUCGACGUCAAGAAAAGAGAUGGGGGAUCUUAUAUAAGUGCUUGACGACCAGAUGUUUACAUCUUGAUCUCCUUGAACACCUAGACACAGACGCCUUUCUCCUGUCUUUACGACGCUUUAUAGCCCGCAGAGGGAAGCCCUUUGAGAUAUUAUGUGACAACGGCACCAACUUCACUGGAGGCAGUCAUGAGUUAAGAGAAUCCUUUAGUCAAAUGACACCUGAACUUCAGACACAACUGGCUAAACAGCAGAUCCAGUUUCGCUAUAUCCCACCGAGCGCCCCUCACUUUGGCGGUACAUGGGAGCGAGAGGUGAAGUCAGUUAAGACUGCUUUGCGAGUCAUUUUACGGGAACAAUCCGUGCCUGAAUCUGUGCUGCAAACAUUACUAGUGGAAGUAGAGGGCAUACUCAAUUCCAAGGCACUUGGCUAUGUUUCAUCUGACAUUGCAGACCCGGACCCUGUGACCCCGAACAUGUUACUCAUGGGACGCCGUGAUGCCUCCUUACCACAAGUCCUUUAUGACUCCAAUGAGCUCUUGGGCAAACGCAGGUGGCGACAUAGCCAGGUAUUGGCUGAUCAGUUCUGGACUGCUUUCAUACGCAGCUACCUACCAGAACUACAGGGCAGACAGAAAUGGACAUCGGAUGGCAAAGGGUUGGCAGUAGGACAGGUGGUGCUCCUAAUUGACCAUCAACUCCCACGAGCACUAUGGCCUGUGGGUACCGUGACAGAGACCUAUGCAGGAGCAGACAAGAGGAUUCGGACAGCUAAAGUCAAAGUCAAGGACAAAAUGUAUCUGCGGCCUGUUGUGAAACUGAUUCCACUUCCUCCAAAGAGGGAUGAGGAUAAAGACACUUUGGAUGGCCUUUCUUAAGGGCUACAAUUAGCCUGCCGGUAAUUGGGGGCGGCAAUGUCAGAAAGACCACCGGAACGGUUUCUGACGGACUGAUAUUGUAGUUGCUACUUCCAAUAGACUGAUGCAAUAGCCAGCUCCAGACGUGCGCUCUCCAUUAUUGUUCAGUGUUGUGCGUUUAUGCAAACAAAUGUGAACCACAACGCAAUAACCUAUGUUAAAUACUGCCAUUUGAUCUAUCACAUCUUCAGAUUAUGUUGUAAGGGAUAUCACUGAUUACCUGAAAAGUACUAUUAAAGAAAAGCUUGAAAGGAUUCACAUCGACCAUGCCUGAUUCUCUAACCAGAAUCAAUGUCCAUAUUUGUCCGCCAGUAGAACUGAAAAUUUAACAAGGUUGACAGAGGUGGUAGCCUGCAAC